ACGUAUAAUUUACUGGACGGAACGCUUCUUCACCAACAACGCGCCUACUCUUUCAUCCAUCUCGGUAGCUUGCUAGCCAACGUACGACUGAAAGAUUGACGCUUUAGACCAUGUUAAUGCACAUUAGCUAAUCUCAGUGUUGUUAACACAGUUCAGUUGACCUAUCUACUGUUUAACUUUAACCUAAUUUGCUUGUUCAAUUUGCAAACUUGUUAAAGAUUGAUGCUGAGCCUAGCACUAGGCUAGUCGCUAAUGCUAACUCGCUAGCUAACUCGCUACCUAACAUCCCCGACCAUGAGUUCGCUAAACUACUCAACCCCUGCUAAAGAAGAGGAGGUCUGCUGUACGGAGAAAGAAGCUCUGGCGCUGAACAAUGUCGUGGAAGAAGAAGAGGAGGGUAUUACAGUGAAAGAAGAGGAAGAACCUUUCAUAAUGAAAAAGGAGGAAGAGGAGGUUGUUAUAGUGAAGGAAGAAGAGGCUGUUAUAGUGAAGGAAGAAGAGGCUGUUAUAGUGAAGGAAGAAGAGGCUGUUAUAGUGAAGGAAGAAGAGGCUGUUAUAGUGAAGGAAGAGGAGGCUGUUAUAGUGAAGGAAGAAGAGGCUGUUAUAGUGAAGGAAGAAGAGGCUGUUAUAGUGAAGGAAGAAGAGGCUGUUAUAGUGAAGGAAGAAGAGGCUGUUAUAGUGAAGGAAGAAGAGGCUGUUAUAGUGAAGGAAGAAGAGAAAGAACCUUUCAGAAUGAAAAGGGAGGAAGAGGAGGCUAUCUCAAUAAAGGUGAAGAUGGAAGACGUUUUUGGAGUGAAAGAGGAGGAGACAGAAGAUCCGAUUAACACCAGAGAGAGACAUGACUAUGGUGGAUCCUCUGGGGAGCCUCAACAACAUCCUGAUGCUCACGCGGAAGAGAAGAAUCUCUCCAGAUCAGAACACCAGAUGGACAACGCUAGCCCUUCCUCCCUCCCGGAGUCCCCGUGUCGUGCCUCUCCCGGUAGCACCUUACUGCUGGGUAUGAAGAGGUUGUCUGUGCUGCUGGUGGACUGCAGGAAAAUAACGGGGCUGAGUGGAACUGUGAGAGGAGGAGGAGAGAAGAAAGGAUCAGAUUUGACUCAUCAAAGAGAAAGACCAGACUCAGAGGAACCAGAGCCAGGGACGUCCGAACCAGCAAGACGACACCAGUGCUCCCACUGUAGAAAGGGUUGUAACCGGUUAUGGGACCUGAAACAACACGAGAAAAUACACACAAGGGAGAAGCCUUACCACUGCUCCCAGUGUGGAAAGUGUUUCAGCCGUUCAAGGCUGAACCUGCGUCCUUGUAUGAAUAAAGUCCCGCCCAGGAACAGGAAACUAUAA
Salvelinus fontinalis (brook trout) is the source of this 1341-nucleotide messenger RNA. Its product is annotated as zinc finger and SCAN domain-containing protein 31-like. The coding region runs from base 295 to 1341 and encodes 348 amino acids. NCBI's taxonomy places the organism in Eukaryota, Metazoa, Chordata, Actinopteri, Salmoniformes, Salmonidae. Gene Ontology annotation, biological process: regulation of transcription by RNA polymerase II. The record is from RefSeq and is a predicted model, not a curated record. Gene Ontology annotation, molecular function: RNA polymerase II cis-regulatory region sequence-specific DNA binding; DNA-binding transcription factor activity, RNA polymerase II-specific. The transcript is spliced from 5 exons.